UGGCGGCGGGAGAUUGAGAGGCCGUUGGGCCCGGACGCCCGAGCUCUGUCGGCCGCCCUCCCCCCCCCGCCAUGGCCCAGGAGGCGAUGGACGUGGAUCUCCGGGCGGGACCCGCGCAGGAGGCGGCAACGGCUGCCGCGGAGGAGAGGUCCUCGUCGCCCGAUUCUCGCGUCCAUUGGCGCGCCCUCUUCAGCGAGCGGGAGCCGCGGAGGCCGCCGCCGCCGCCUCUUCAGUCCCGGUCACAGCCUCUGCCUCUGGCCAGGACGAGGCCGCGGAGGCGGCAGGCGGCAGCGCGCGGGACCCAACGGGCAGCCCAGAGCAGUUCCAGAACAGCACUGAACUACUACUUAAUGAGCAGGAUUGAAGCAGCAGCAUCAAAUCUCUCGGCAGGCCACGGUGGGCACAGCUCAGAUGAGACUGUGGUUCUUAGUGAUUCUGACAGUGACAGCAGCAGCUUGACUGAAGUGGAAGAAGAAGAGAGAGAGGAGCAGGAGCCUGCAGAAGCCCUCGAAGAGGCACCUGGUCCAUCCAACUUGGCAGUCCCUGACUCAACACAAAUGGAUCCUCCUGCAGAUGAAUCUGGUGAGCCAGGGCAUCUGGACCAUAGAGGAGCUGCUGUCCAGCAGAAGAAAACUCCUUUAAAGGGAGCUAAUUCCACAGUGCCUGUGACCCCCUCAGAGGAAGAAGAGAGUGGUGAUACCUGUGCAAUAUGCUUUGAAGAAUGGACUAAUGCUGGGGGUCACCGUCUCUGUGCACUGCGCUGUGGGCAUCUCUUUGGCUACAGCUGCAUUGAGAAAUGGCUGAAGGGGCAAGCGGGCAAGUGCCCCCAGUGCAAUAAGAAAGCCAAGCGGACAGACAUAGUGGUCCUUUACGCCCGCACUCUGAAAGCUGUGGACACUAGUGAACAGGAGUACUUGAAAAGCUCUCUAGAAAAGGAGCAAGUGCUACGAAGAAAAGCAGAGCUAGAAUCUGCUCAGAGCCGCCUCCAGUUGCAGGUCCUGACAGAGGAAUGCAGCAAACUUCGGCAGCAAGUCCAAGAACUGAAGGCCCUGAUGGCUCAACACAACACCAGCUCCUCUCAGCAGCCUAGCAGCUCUCGCUCUUGCCUCCCAGGGGGUCCUUCCUACAGCCAAGGCCAGCACAAGUACUGUUUUGAGAAAGCCUUUGUGGUGUCUCAAGCAGGCAACUGUCGGGUCAUGGCAUACUGUGACCUGCUCAGCUGCCUGGUGAUGUCACAGCCCUCUCCUCAGAGUACCCUCAUUCCAGGCUGCGGGAUUAAGAUGAUGAGUGCCGUCAACUUGAACAGUAGCCAGUAUGUCCCCAUCCACAGCAAGCAGAUCCGAGGCCUGGCCUUCAGCAACCGGGCAGAUGGCUUGCUCUUAUCUGCCGCCUUGGACCACACCCUGAAGCUUACAAGCUUAACCACAAACACUGUUGUGCAGACUUACAAUGCGGGCCGGCCUGUCUGGAGUUGUUGCUGGUGCUUGGAUAAUACCAACUAUAUCUAUGCUGGACUGGUCAAUGGUUCGGUCUUGGUGUAUGACCUGCGGGACACCAGCUGUCAUGUCCAGGAGUUAGCGCCACAAAAAUCCAGAUGCCCGGUGGUGUCCUUGUCAUACCUGCCUCGAAUGGCUUCUGCUGCCUUUCCGUACGGUGGACUGAUGUCCGGGACGCUGGAAGGAGCCUGUUUCUGGGAGCAGAAGACCAGCGACUCCUACCGGCCUCAUCUUCUCCCCCUGGAGUCCGGAGGCUGUGUUGACCUUCAGACAGAGGCCAGCACGCGGCACUGCCUGGCGGCGUUCAGGCCCAAUAAAAACCGGAACUGUUUGCAGUGUGUGGUUAUGGAGCUGACCUGUACUCAGCUGACAGAAGCGGCCGAUGACAUCAUCUGCUCCUGUCGCCCUGUUCAGACUCUUACCGCAGGUCCAGCAUGCAAACUCCUGACCAAAAAUGCAAUCUUCCAGAGUCCCGAAGACAAUGGCAGCAUCCUCGUGUGUGCAGGGGAUGAAGCGUCAAACUCUGCCAUGCUCUGGGAUGCAGGGACCGGCUCCUUGCUGCAGAAACUCAUGGAUGACUUACCUGUGUUAGAUGUCUGCCCUUACACGGUGAACCACAACAGCUUUCUGGCUACCUUGACAGAGAAAACGGUAAAGAUCUACAGGUGGCAAUGACAAGCUGCUGCAUUCUUCUAAAAUGUACUGAUUUCCUCCAAUCCAACUUAGUUGCUAACUGGAGAUGCUCCAUCUUCAAGAUGAGAGUAACUCUGCCUGCACUGCUGUACAAGAGAAACUUUCCAUCUCAGGGUAAUUUCUUUUGCAACCUCUCCUCCCUCCCACUUUUUUGUGUGUGUGACUCUUUUAUCCCAAGUUUUACAGCAAAAAGCAAAUUCCUUGUGGCUUGUUAUGGACCUUGGUAGUGUCUUCCUGUCAUGUCGUGGGGCCAGGUAUCUGAAACGAGGUUUUACUCAUGGGAAUUCACUAUUAGCACUUGCUGAAUGUUUCCAUCCAGAUUUAAUUGGCUCCAUUCCUCAUGUGACCAGAAGACCCAAAGCAGCUUGGAUGGUACUUUUAAAGACACUUGCUUUGUUUUGUUUCUUUAAUUUCCCCACUGCAUCACGGAUGGAGCAGAAGGCAUCUACCUUUCUUCAAGCCCCCUCUUCAGAAAAUGAUGGAAACUUGGCUUUAAUAGGUUCUUCCAGUUAAUGCCUUGCUUUUAUCAUGAUGGGCUUUGGAAAAGAUGCUAGUUAAAUCUUCUGAGGACUAGCUACAUGGGAAAACAUCACUAUGUCUUAUUAAAGAAUUUAGUAAGAAGACUCAAGGACUUGAUACAGGAUUCUUACCUAAGUCCAAAUUAUUCUUAUGAGAUUCCUGGAAAGCUCCCAGUAAACUAGACAGUGGAAGCUUCAACCCUAAACCCAUUUCUGGACUCGGCUGAAGGUGGGGAGCUGGUGCUGUUUUUUCACUCAGUGACACGGUUUUCUGCAAGCGGAUGGCAGUUCAUUUUCUGCUGUGGAUUGAAAUGCGGAUGAUAUUUCGGGCCUUUGCCAAAGGCCGCCCAUCAUGAACGUGGAGCAGAUUGCAAGGCUGAUCCACUUUGAGAACCUUCCUUGGCUUUGCAUGAAGCCGACAGAAGCAGCUCCUCGUUUUGCUUUCUGAACUUCGUGAGCCACUGAUCAAAACCACAAAAAUCUUUUCUAAAGUUUGAAUUUGUUAAGCUGUACACCAUGUGUAAAAAUGUAUAUAUCUCCUUUGAACUGUUGUUUUUCUUGUGUAAUAUUUUGUUUCUCUAUUUUUGCACCACGGGAAGAAUAAAGAAUGUUAUAAAUAUUUCUUUA
Eublepharis macularius is the source of this 3334-nucleotide messenger RNA. It is a transcript of the gene RFWD3, whose product is annotated as ring finger and WD repeat domain 3. Lineage: Eukaryota; Metazoa; Chordata; Lepidosauria; Squamata; Eublepharidae. The record is from RefSeq and is a predicted model, not a curated record. Gene Ontology annotation, molecular function: ubiquitin protein ligase activity; protein binding. Gene Ontology annotation, cellular component: nucleus; site of double-strand break. The coding region runs from base 72 to 2171 and encodes 699 amino acids. Gene Ontology annotation, biological process: interstrand cross-link repair; double-strand break repair via homologous recombination; protein ubiquitination. The transcript is spliced from 12 exons.